Messenger RNA from Drosophila busckii, 438 nucleotides. RefSeq names its product fibroleukin-like. The record is from RefSeq and is a predicted model, not a curated record. NCBI's taxonomy places the organism in Eukaryota, Metazoa, Arthropoda, Insecta, Diptera, Drosophilidae. The coding region runs from base 1 to 438 and encodes 145 amino acids. The transcript has a single exon.
AUGAAUUUAGUAAAGUGUUUCCUAUCAUUUGUGCUCUUGCUGCUUUAUGUGGAAUUUAAUUCGGCAGUUGAUUGUGAUGCACAGGAAAGGACUCUUACGACACUGGAAGCUAAGCUAGCCAAGUGCAUUACCGAACCAGCUGAGCCGACUAGCUGUCUAGCCUUUGGUAAUUCAAGUGAUAUUCAAACGAUACGCGUACCUGGUGCGGAAGCCUUCCAGGUGCCCUGUGAUUCAAAGUUCGCUGGCCCGGGAUGGGCAGUCAUUCAACGCAGAGUGGAUGGCUCUGUGAACUUCAAUCGAACAUGGGAGGAGUACAGAAAUGGAUUUGGUGACCUGCGCGGUAGCUUUUGGCUCGGCCUGGAGAGGCUGCACCAGAUGAUCAAAUAUCAGCCACACGAACUCUACAUACAUACUGGAAGGAUUUUCAAGAAACGAUAA